This is a messenger RNA of Ichthyophthirius multifiliis, 621 nucleotides long. Its product is annotated as IQ calmodulin-binding motif family protein, putative. The record is from RefSeq and is a predicted model, not a curated record. NCBI's taxonomy places the organism in Eukaryota, Ciliophora, Oligohymenophorea, Hymenostomatida. The transcript has 2 exons.
AUGUUAGAAUUAUUACAUUUUUGUGAAUCUUCUAAAGAUUAAAUAGAUAAUUUAGAAGAUUCUAUUCUUUAGAUUUCUCCUAUAUUAAAUAGUUCUUUAUUUAUAGAAUUAGAAUAAAGAAAUUCUUUAUUAGUAGAUAAUUAAAACAAGGAUGACUUUGUAAAAUAAAUCGAAAGAAUUCACAAUAAAGCUAUUUUUGAAGCUUUUAACGAGGCUUUAGAUUAUUAAAGAGUUUAUGGUUUGAGAGGGAAACCAUUCCCAUGGAAAACCACUUCUGAAAAAAUUUCAUAAAAAGAUGUUUAAAUAUAAAAAAUAGAUGGCGUAUUAAAUAAAGGACUAGAAAAGGUUACUGAAUGGGCUUCUUAUUUAUGUGGUAUUAUAUUUGAUAAAGAAGAUCCACUAUUAUCAAAAGGAUUUAAUAUAGAUGAAGAUUAUUUAGCUUAAAUUAAAGAAGAUAGACUUGCUAGAAUGCUUGCUUCUGAAGUUAUUGAAAACGAAGAAAGAUGGAUACUUUAUGAUGAAGAAUAAACUGAAGUUUAAGUUGAAUUAAGCUAGAUGGUUUUUAAUUAAUUAGUAAAUGAGGUUUAUUAUGAAUUAUUUAUUAUAAAUUAAAAAAAAUGA